UGGGCUUUGGGGUUUUAGACUCUAAACCAGUGGAAAGCUUCUUAUGAAGCCAAACCAAACAAGUAAAACAUUGAAUUCAGCAAAAAUGGACAUUUCUUUUCACAUCUCUGCGUCUUAAUCUUGGUUCAGUUCUGGGUUGGCUUUUUUUCAAGAUAAAAAGAAAUCAUCACAGAAUCAUUCAAGAAAUACUGCAAUUAUCCUAAGGUUGUUCUAAUUCAUGGGAAUGGUGGGUUCUUGCUUCAGUGCCCGAAUUAAGGCAGAGAGCUCUCCCUGUGCUGCAAAAGAGUUGAGUCCUGGGAAUGGGAAUUACUUUCUCGGGUCAUCAGCACUUGCAACUUUUACUUAUAAUGACCUACGAGCAGCCACCAGAAAUUUUCGACCCGAUAGUAUGCUGGGAGAAGGAGGCUUCGGUUCUGUCUUUAAGGGAUGGGUUGAGAAGAAUACAUUCAAGGCAGCCAAGCCUGGGUCUGGUUUGGUAAUUGCAGUUAAGAGACUUAAUCAAGAAAGCUUUCAAGGUCACAGGGAAUGGCUGACAGAGAUAACUUACUUGGGGCAGUUAAGUCAUCCCAAUCUUGUAAAAUUAAUAGGUUACUGCGUGGAGGAUGACCAGAGACUUUUGGUCUAUGAGUUCAUGCCUCGGGGUAGUUUGGAAAACCAUCUAUUCAGAAGGAGUACGUACUUCCAACCAAUAACUUGGAGUCUGAGGAUGAAGGUUGCUCUUGGUGCAGCAAAGGGGCUUGCAUAUCUUCAUGGCCCAGAAGCUAAAGUUAUAUAUAGGGAUUUCAAAUCAUCUAACGUCCUGCUUGACUUUAACUACAAUGCAAAACUUUCUGAUUUCGGAUUGGCAAAGGAUGGGCCAGUUGAUGGACAAAGUCAUGUCUCAACUAGAGUUAUGGGUACUUAUGGCUAUGCAGCUCCGGAGUAUAUUGCCACUGGUCACUUGUCUCCGAAGAGCGAUGUAUACAGUUUUGGGGUUGUACUCCUGGAAAUGCUGACUGGGCGUCGUGUUUUGGACAAAAACAGACCAAAUGGGGAACAAAAACUUAUAGAUUGGGCAACGCCAUACCUUGCCAACAAGCGUAAAAUUCUUAAAGUGAUGGAUUCUCGUAUUGAAGGGCAGUACUCAACAAUCACGGCACUUAGAGCAGCACUCCUUGCGGUGAGGUGCCUAUCAAACAACCCCAACUUAAGGCCUGACAUGGACGAGGUCGUUGAUGAGCUGGCACAACUGCAAGAGUCCAG
Molecule: messenger RNA, 1242 nt
Organism: Cuscuta europaea
Lineage: Eukaryota; Viridiplantae; Streptophyta; Magnoliopsida; Solanales; Convolvulaceae
Source: the annotation of a GenBank genome assembly